Cryptotermes secundus is the source of this 645-nucleotide messenger RNA. RefSeq names its product thyrostimulin beta-5 subunit (gene Gpb5). Gene Ontology annotation, molecular function: hormone activity. Gene Ontology annotation, cellular component: extracellular region; cytoplasm. The transcript is spliced from 2 exons. NCBI's taxonomy places the organism in Eukaryota, Metazoa, Arthropoda, Insecta, Blattodea, Kalotermitidae. Gene Ontology annotation, biological process: G protein-coupled receptor signaling pathway. The coding region runs from base 1 to 483 and encodes 160 amino acids. The record is from RefSeq and is a predicted model, not a curated record.
AUGAUUGACGAGCUGAUGUCUGUGUCCCGCAGGCACUGGUCAGCGCUGUGCUUCACUCUGGUUGCAGCUGCGUGGCUGGGGGCUGAAGCAUUGUCCCUGCAAGAGUCAACCCUCGCCUCCACCCUGGAGUGCCAUAGACGUGUCUAUGCCUACAAGGUGACCAAGACGGACAGCGCGGGACGGAUCUGCUGGGACGUCAUCAAUGUCAUGUCUUGCUGGGGGCGAUGCGACUCAAAUGAGAUAUCGGACUGGAGGUUCCCGUACAAGCGUUCUUUCCACCCGGUGUGCCUACAUGACAGCCGGGCUGUCAGUUCGGUGACGCUGCAAAACUGCGAGGAGGGAGUCGAACCCGGAACUGAACGUUACGAAUACCUUGAAGCAUUGUCAUGUCGCUGCAUGAUCUGCAAAUCUUCAGAAGCCAGCUGUGAAGGUCUACGCUACAGGGGACAAAGAAGUGGGCCAUUCCUUGGAGGAGGUCGAUAAAACGAUAGUUACACCGUUAGAUGAAAUUACGUGUUAGAGACGUUAGCGACGGUGAAAAGCGAAUAGGGAAAGAAUUUUGUUGAGAGAAAAUAAGCUUUUAUUUGUUUCCAUAAAAUUGUAAAUUGUUUUAUUAAUAUAUUAUUAAACAUCUGUAAAUUAUUC